Molecule: messenger RNA, 1753 nt
Organism: Rosa rugosa (rugosa rose)
Lineage: Eukaryota; Viridiplantae; Streptophyta; Magnoliopsida; Rosales; Rosaceae
Product: MADS-box protein AGL24-like
Exons: 11
Coding region: 179-934 (251 amino acids)
Biological process (GO): positive regulation of transcription by RNA polymerase II
Cellular component (GO): nucleus
Molecular function (GO): protein dimerization activity; RNA polymerase II cis-regulatory region sequence-specific DNA binding; DNA-binding transcription factor activity, RNA polymerase II-specific
Source: RefSeq, a predicted model, not a curated record
GGGAGAAAUAGACGUCGUUGCAAUUUUACCAUAAUGGGAAUCCCGGCCUUGCGUUUUUACCAUUAAUAGGAAAGAAUAUUUUCCACUCUUGUUCAGCUAGCAAACUAGUAGCGCCCUUCACCUCCUUCAACCUCAGGUUCCUCAACGCCCAAGAAAGCAAACUGCUGGCUAGCUAGCUAUGUCGAAGCCGACGAGGGAGAAGAUAAAGAUCAGGAAGAUCGACAACUUGCCGGCGAGGCAGGUGACGUUUUCAAAGAGGAGACAAGGGCUGUUCAAGAAAGCCGGAGAAUUAUCAGUUCUCUGCGACGCUGAGGUUGCUGUCAUCGUCUUUUCUUCUACUGGCAAGCUCUACGAGUCCUCCAGCUCCAGUACGAAGGAUGUCAUUGCAAGGUACAAGCUGCACACUGAAGAUGUGGAAGAGGGGGACCAGCAGCCACGUCCUGAGCUCCAGCUGGAGAAUGAUGAGUGCAUGAGGUUGAAUAAGGAACUUGCUGACAAGAUCCUCGAGCUAAGGCAGAUGGAGGGGCAGGAUCUAGAAGAGCUGACUAUAGAUGAGUUGCAGAGAUUGGAGAAUAGGAUUGAAGGAGGACUCAGCCGUGUACUUCAAGCUAAGGAUGAAAGUAUUAUGAGUCAGAUUCUGGCACUUGAAACAAAGGGAGCCGAGUUGACAGAAGCAAACAACCAAUUAAAGCAGAGGGUAAACAAGUUAGGGAUGCUAUCCAAUGGAGAUGGAAAUAGAGCUAGUGGUGUUGCUUUGGUGUCGGAGAUCUCAACUGAUGAAGAAGAAGGUAUGGCAUCGGAAUUUACCACAAGUUCCACCGGCUACUACGGUACUAGUUCUUCAACUUCUUCCCUUGAGGAUGACUCCUCUGACAACACCUUAUCUCUCAAACUUGGGGAGGGAUAUAUGGCAUCACUAUUAAUUAGUGAAUAAGGUGGAAUUAUAUGAAGACACAAUGUUGCAUCGUUGUAUGUAUGUCUUAAAUUGGGAACCAAAUUCACGGGCAUGACUAGGAGGGUAUCUCUGCAUUUUGAGUACUACUGGAUUUCACUACAAAAUACAGGCCUUAAAAUGUUGGGAGCAAUGAUAGAUUAUACUCUUUUGCUCCAUGCGUGGACGCUUCUCCAAAAUGCAAGACCUAUAUAUAUCAUAUAUCCUAUGACUCGAUUGUGAAUGAUGCUCAUUUCAGUUUGUUCAAGGAAGGAUUUCAUUGUGUAGUUUAGUUGGUUGUCUAAUGUUAUUUCCUGCAACGUGAUCCAGUCAAAACCCCUCAGUCCUGAAUAUCAGACUUUAUUAGAGGAAUUGUCUGGAGAGUUUGAGCAAGCAUGAAAUGUAUUAUUCCAAGUGCAUAGGGUAAUGCUUUGAUGCAUAUUCAGACGGAUGAUGGAUGCAUUGUUCAGCUGUUCUUCUUUUGGUCAUCUUGAUUGAUGUCGUUAUUCCAUCUUCUUUUGGUCAUCUUUUAGUCCCCGCUUCCCCCCCCUUUCGUUAUUUGAUUUAAAAAAAAAGUACUUUUGUGGUUGUACCUUGGACAUUCAAAUAUAUUCUAAAUUAUACCAUCAGAACGAUAUAAAUGGUCCGCAAAUGAAAAUGGUGUGUGUAUGUAUUUUGUUUUCAUUUUUGGGUAUGCAUUUUUUUGUUUUCAUUUUUUGGCAACUAGGGAACUGUUAUUGUUGUGAAAGCUUUUGGUAUUGCUGGAUCACAUUGUUAGACUUUAAAUUGGUAAUCCAAUAUUUCUAUACAUUUGUUGCUAAA